UGACUGAACUUUUACAUAUAAAUGAAAUUAAUUUAAUGAUAAAAACAAUACUUCAAGUUUACUUGAUAUUAUUGAAAUUAUAUUUUCAUUACUGUUGCUGUUAUAAUAAUCAUUAAAAAUGUGUUUCUAUUUUUCUUUUGGAAUUUUACUAUGUUUUAUUUGUUUAAUUACAGUACCAAAGUUUUCAUUCGGAUUGCCCUGCUCAGACGAGGAAACUAAUAUCAAUGAUAUUGAUCCUAUAUCUAGUGAAGUCAAUAACAAUGAUCCAAUACAAGAUAAGUAUCCCAUAUCAACUUAUUUUUCAAACAUUAUGUCAGGUUACUUAUGGAAAUUGGUUAAUGAUGAUGAAAAUGGAUAUGAAGAUGAUAUGAAUAAAUUUUAUGAUGAUGUUAGGGAUUCAAAAAAAUAUAAUAAAAAAUUACGAACAAUAUUGUUGAGGUUAAUAACGAAUAUGAAUAAUGAUAAUAAAAAGGAGUUAAUUAAAGAAUAUAUUAGUUAUAUACUCAAACAUAUGCAAAAUGACGAAGCAGAUUUAAAAAAAAAACUACGUCAAAUCUCUAUAAAGAGUAAUGGUACCGUUAAAAUAGAUUAUGUAAAACGAAUUAUGGAAAAUCCAUUAUUUAAAGAUCGUUCUAAUUAUAAAAUUAUCUGUGAAUUAGUAAUCAAAAAAAAUGUAGAGGAUCUGCUUGCAAACUUGAUAAAUAUUGAAGAUAAUGAAGACGAUGAAGAUGAUGAAGAGGAUGAAGAUGAUGCCGAUGAUGAAGACGAUGAACAUGAUGUGAAUAUUUCGACUCAGUAUUUCCGGAACAUUUUCAAAAAUUAAGUUGAAAAAGAUCUAUGUUUUUUACAAUAUUUCAAGUUUUGGAAUAUAAGGGGAAAUUGUCCAAUUUUAAUAAAAAGACGCAGUAUUUCCGGUACAUUUUCAAAAAAUAAGUUGAAAAAGUUAUUUUUUGUAAAACAGUUGCCAUUUUAAAUACCCUCCAAUGAACAGGUUAAGUGAUAGAUUUUCAAAAAACUGAUGUCAAAUGAAAGGUAGAUAUCUAAGGUUUUAGUAUAAAAAAAAAUUAUGUUGAU
This is a messenger RNA of Daktulosphaira vitifoliae (grape phylloxera), 1074 nucleotides long. RefSeq names its product protein PFC0760c-like. Bases 119 to 823 code for a protein of 234 amino acids. The transcript is spliced from 7 exons. The record is from RefSeq and is a predicted model, not a curated record. Lineage: Eukaryota; Metazoa; Arthropoda; Insecta; Hemiptera; Phylloxeridae.